AUGGCUGGACCCCCUUCCUACCACGCCGAUCCAAACUUGACAUCACACCCAUCCCCUCCAUCCGUAUCGUCCCAGUCGAACGUAGUAUUUACUCCAAGCGCUACAUCUGUUGCCGAUUCUUCAGAUAAUGAAUUUGACCCUACGCCUACACAUAGCCCGGGAGGCCCCCAAUAUGAUGACCUGCCACCAUCUUACGAUGACGCGAGGCAUCAGGCUUUUCACGAUGCACGCAAUGGCAUUGCCCCUGUAGACCCAAACCAAAUCGAGGCCCAUCGAAUUACCCGUAACGAAGGACCAAAUGAGCCUGAGAUUUGGGAGUACAGAAUCAGAGGAGAGCAGACGGACCCCGCGAGUGAACAGGAACAUGCUCCAGACUAUGCAAACCAUAGGAGCGACAAGGCCACCAGUGUUCCCGUCCAGCAGGUCAGCUCCACAGAGAACAUUCCAGUUGGGCGCAUGGGUAGCGAGUUCCGUUCACCUCAGACUUCCAACGACCUGGCUUCUGCUAUGCUUAGCCAGGCUCUGGAGUUUACUCGCCACCAACCCGAUCCCGCUGCACGCUAUGCGCCACAUCUGAAUAGGAUCAUUGCUAUCCCUGGCGAGGGAGGUUCUGAUAGGCCUUCUGGAGAGCAUGAGCAGUUUCUGUGCGCGUACACCCAAACACUACAUGGGCAUGGAGUUGACCCAGACCAAUUCUUGAACUUCCUGCGUGGUCUCAAUGCCCUGCUCAGAUCGACCAACACGACAGCUACUGAUCUACUACACGAAUCAACGUACGGAAAUGAAUCUUCGAGCCUUGUCAGUCAGUAUAUCAGAGGAGCUAAUGAGGCAUUUUUCGCUCCACGGGGCUUGGGAGUGUUAUUCCGCAGUGAAGCAGCGAUUCUUGCAACUCUGCCUAUUCCUUCAGGACCAGGGCAACGGGCUGCAGUUGCUAGCCGUCUUUUGGAAGAGCCUAGAUCUGCUGCUCUACGCGCGCAAAGAUUGACUCCAUGGAUCGAGCCGCUCAAUACCGAGAAGCUGCCAUCGCCAAAUGAGCACAUUCACAGGCUGCACGAAAUGGGAGAGCGCUUCUCCCGUCAAACAGCUCCUGUGAACACAUACGACGAUCCACCACACUCAGUCCCGACAACAUCGGAAGAAGCUCAUUACGGACAUGGCCAGCAAUCUGGCGGCCCGGCAGGAAAUUGGUCGCCUUUUGGCGCACCGAGACGUGGACCAUUUGGUGCAUUUGGCAAUGUACCGCUUGGUGGCUUUGGUAAUGCUCCCUUUGGGCGUCCAGGUCGAGGGCCUUUAGGCGCCGCUGGAAAUGGGCCGCGUUUCAGGCGUGGUCGUGGGCAUUGUGGUGCAGCGGGGCCAUCACGACAAGGAGACUACUCAAUCGGAAAAGAAUGGGCAGAAGUAGGCAAAGAGAUUGGGAAGAUUGGAGAGGAGUUUGGCAAGAUGAUGGGUGAUUUGGGCAUGCAAUUUGGUCAGCGUGCAAGCAGAUUGGGUACGGAUAUUGGACGAACGGCCAGCGGCAGCAACUCCCGACAGCAGGGCAUUCCUAGGCCUACGACCUAUGGACAGGCACGCAAUGAUCUACCGCCAUCGUAUCAGCCUCCAUCCGGUCAAGAAACUGGUACCAUACCUGGUGAUCACAAGAUCCAAACAGAUUACGCGGCUCCGCAGAGGGAAAAGGGGAAGGGCAAGAAAAAGUAUGUGGACGACUCGGACUCGGACACAUCCUCGCUCUCCUCAGACAGCUCCGACUCUGAUUCCGACAGCGACUCAGACGAUGAAGAGUUCUACGACGCCGAAAGCACCUUUUCCAAACGUCUACGCUCCAUUGACGAAAUGGCUGCAGAAAGUGCUGCAAAAGGCACCAAGACGCCUGAAGAAAUCUCACGCGAACGUGCCUCUGCUAUCAACAAGCUCGAACAAGACAAGCAGAAACUCGCGAACAAAUUCGCAGCCAAACAGUCCAAGCGUGCUGCGAUGCGUGAGGUGAAGAAGCGUAGUCGCGAACUAAAGAAGCAGCAUCGCCAGCGCAAGAGGGAGCUUCGCGCUGCUUCUGGUCCAAAGGGCAAGGGCAAGGCGAAGAAGAGCAAGGAGUGGAAGGAGCAGAAGAAGGCGUACAAGGAGAAGAGGAAGGGGUUGAGAAAGGAGAAGCUGGCGGUGAGAAAGGAGUGGCGUGAGGCAAGGAAAGAGUGGCGCGAAGCUAGGAAUGCGACUCGCAAGGGCAAGGCGGGGGCGGCUGACACGAGGAGUGUUGAGGAGGGAGAUCAAGAUCAGCUGGUUUGGCUGGUGAUUGAGAAUUUGGGACCUUAG
This is a messenger RNA of Bipolaris oryzae ATCC 44560, 2307 nucleotides long. RefSeq lists its product as uncharacterized. The transcript has a single exon. Bases 1 to 2307 code for a protein of 768 amino acids. The record is from RefSeq and is a predicted model, not a curated record. Lineage: Eukaryota; Fungi; Ascomycota; Dothideomycetes; Pleosporales; Pleosporaceae.